Molecule: messenger RNA, 1309 nt
Organism: Wallemia mellicola CBS 633.66
Lineage: Eukaryota; Fungi; Basidiomycota; Wallemiomycetes; Wallemiales; Wallemiaceae
Exons: 2
Coding region: 107-1210 (367 amino acids)
Source: RefSeq, a predicted model, not a curated record
ACAGCCACAGUCUGGCAUUCAUCGACAAUGGCAGGCGUGUACUUUCUGGGCCAAGAUUUAGAUUCUUAGUUUAGACGUUUAUUAUCGGUUUAGUUAUACAGCUAUCAUGCCACACAGAUAUACAUCUAGCGCACCCGACGUGAUUACAGCGAUAGCAUUAGAUAACAAGGACAUUGGUUUCAUAUUCGCGAAUAAGCAAGAUGAAGAGCAAUCUAUAACAGACAAUCCACAGAAGAGAACUGCAUCUGAUAUUGCUUCAACUUUGCUCUCUAGAUCGGCGACAACUAGACAAAAGAGCGCUACAGAGAAGUACGCUAAUCUUGACAUAAACAGAGAGCUCCACUACCGCGAGAAGGAGGAGAGAAAUCAAGACACUCAACUUAAUGAAAGGAAGUCAAACAUCUGGUCGUCAAUCAAGAGGAAAGUUUCUAUGACGUCUUUAGCAUCCCAAACACUUAGCUCAGUAAGCACCGCUACUAAAAGAACAAAGAAAUCAAGUUUCAGUUCGCUUCAGCCGGAAGUCGAGCAACCUGAGUGUGAAAAUGAAGGAAAGAGGAGCACAGAGAGUGCGCCAGAGAAAGGCACACAAACUAGUGGCCUCAGCGGUCUAAGAAGAGCAGCCACUGUUUCAGGCCAACCCCGUAAACAUCCACAGAGGAAGAGGGAGACACAAGACGAUUCAGCGAUAGAUUCUAACGGGCGUAACUUAAAAAAGCCACCAUCGUCACUCGUUCUCGGAUUUUUUGACCCCGACAACGGUAUAGCUAUCGGAAAGUACAACAUCGCGCACAAGUCGACAUUCUCCAAGAGCGAGAAAACUAAGAAGAAGAAAAAAGAGGAAUGCGAUUAUUUCUAUGAGCCUAAUACAGCACUGGCUAUUGGAAAACUCGAUGAUUUUGGCUCUUUCCCAGAAUCACCUUUGAAAUCACCGUUGUCUAGAUCGAGAACGACGAAGCAUAAGCGACUGUCAAAAUCUAACGAUAAUAUUGAAGACGGCUUGCCAGUCUGUGAGUCACAACCUAAGAGAUAUAUUCGUCGCAGGAAGACGCCGAAAGCAGAGACAACCGAAAACACAAGCGAGAAAUCCAUAAGCAAGACAAAUAAAGGUGCAAAGAUACGCACAAAGUAUAUACAAAUGAAGCAAAGUAAACCUUAUAUAGUACUAGCGAAAAUAUCGAGAGUUUGCACCUGCAGAUGUAACAAAACAUAAGCGGAGAUAUCGUAACAAGAAUACCCAAACAUCCACACUCAUUUCAAUUUUAAGGCUUCAUCACACUAUACUCACUUACAUUUUAUUAUUGCAUGUAAU